GGAGGUUGGCCCCGGUUCCGCUUACGUCAGGAGCAGCAGCUAAAGCUGAAGGAGUCCUGUGGCACAUCGGAGUGGACAGUGAGGACACUGUCUCUGUGCACCCACAGCGCCGUUUCACUGAACCCAAGCCGAGUGUGAGCCGUGCGGAGCCGCGGAGGGAGCCAUGGCGGGACUGGGCAGCGCGGGCCGCCUGCUUCACUGUGUUCGAAGCAAUGUCCAGCUCUGUGUGAGGAGACGCUCCACUGCUGCAGCUUUGGCCCAGACUGCAGCUCCAGACACACAGGAGAACAGAAAGCCGAAGACCGGGAUCCUGAUGCUGAACAUGGGAGGCCCUGAGAAACUGGAGGACGUCCAUGACUUCCUCCACAGACUCUUCAUGGACACAGACCUCAUGAAGCUCCCAGUACAAAAUAAACUGGGCCCCUUCAUCGCUAAACGCCGCACCCCAAAGAUCCAGGAGCAGUACAGCAAGAUUGGAGGUGGCUCUCCCAUCAAGCACUGGACUUCCAUGCAGGGGGAGGGCAUGGUCAAGCUGCUGGACCACAUGAGCCCCGAGACAGCUCCUCACAAGUUUUAUAUCGGGUUCCGCUAUGUCCACCCUCUGACGGAGGAGGCCAUCGAGCAGAUGGAGAAGGAUGGGGUGGAGAGAGCUGUGGCCUUCACCCAGUACCCGCAAUAUAGCUGCUCCACCACAGGCAGCAGUCUGAAUGCCAUUUACCGUUACUAUAACAACAGAAGUGAGCGACCCAAAAUGCGCUGGAGCGUCAUUGACCGUUGGCCCACACACCCGCUGCUUGUUCAAUGUUUUGCAGAACAUGUGAAGAACGAGCUGCAGAAGUUCCCAGAAGACAAACGAGACGACGUUGUUAUUCUGUUCUCCGCCCAUUCUUUGCCUCUUGCUGUGGUGAACAGGGGGGAUCCGUACCCUCAGGAGGUGGGGGCCACAGUGCAGAGGGUCAUGGAGAGACUGGACUACUGCAACCCUUACAGACUGGUGUGGCAGUCCAGAGUGGGCCCCAUGGCGUGGCUGGGCCCUCAGACUGACGAGGUGAUCAAAGGUUUGUGUGAGCGUGGUAAGAAGAACCUACUGUUGGUGCCUAUCGCCUUCACCUCGGACCACAUUGAGACCCUGCACGAGCUUGAUAUCGAGUACAGCCAGGUUCUGGGAGAGGAGUGCGGUGUGGAGAACAUCCGGAGAGCAGAGUCUUUGAACGGAAACCCACUGUUUAUGAAGGCACUGGCAGACCUGGUCCAGUCCCAUCUGAAGUCCAACGAGUCAUGCUCCCGUCAGCUGACCUUGCGCUGCCCCCUGUGCACCAACCCCACUUGUGAGCAGACCAAGGCCUUCUUCUCCCAGAAGCUCUCCUAACAGUCCCCAUGAGGGCCACUGGACUCUCCCAUCCCAGGGCCCACCCAGCACCCACAAAUGUCAGCACUCUUCUACAGAUAUGAUUCUUCUGCACCAGGAACAAGCUCGAGAAUUGGAGAAACGUCUUAGUUCAGAUAUUGCAGUUGGCUAUUGAAUUCUCUCAUUGAGCUUCUUAAUCGGACAAAACCAUAGAUACCCACUUUUGUUAAAUGCAGAUGCUAACAAUGCUCUUUCCGCUGCUGGAGUUGGAUUGGACUUGAGCUAAACAAGGGGUUUCUUUCACAUUGCAGAAUUUGAUAAUGUCAUUGUUUAAGACGGAGGGUAGUGUCUUAUAUAACUAUAUUGGAGAUUUACUGUUAUUGAAAGAAAUGUCUAAAUUUAUGAUCCACAAAUGUUGAACCAUAUAAUUAUUUGUUUGGGAUUGGCUCCACAAACUUGUCAUAUUAAUCUUAUGUCUUAAAAUCCUUUCAACUGACAAUAAUCACUUUUUUGGGGUUGAAUAAUAGUACCACUUUUCUUUUAUACUAACUGAGAAGACAUUGAACUUUGUGCCAGUUUUUGUUUCUUGUGUAUAGGCCCAGUAAUUAGAGACUUUAACAAAUUUGUUGACCUGGUUUAUAGUUAAAUGGCAAAUUUCACCAUAGACUUCUGACCUGUCCUCAGCUCAGUUUAAACUAUAGGGACUCUACAGUGUUGUGAACGCAGCCUAUUGGUGAGGAUAGUCUGCUGACAGGACUGUAUCAAUGCCAUUUGAUGGUAAUAGAAAAAACUAAAUGUGAGAAUCUAUGUUUUUAGCUUUGCUUUUUUAUAUAAGUCAUUGAAACGCACAAAAUGGCAGAAAAAUGUAAGAAUAUAAAAGCGCUUGUUAUGGCAUUUUUAGUUUGGUUUAAAUUCAAAUGUCCCUGUGUCCCUGGUUUCUUGUUACUGUUGGAAACGAGAGUUGAACUGCACUGCUUUUGAUUUUGUGAACGACUACUACUGAAUAUCUAGUGUAUUUAUGGGGUUUAGCUGCCUGUUAAAGGUUGAGGACUUUUUUCCAAUUCAAAGGCUAUAAUAUUUUGUUUCAAAUUGUUAAUCUCUAUGGCAACAGCCCACAUAUGAAUAGGUGUGCGCUUUAUAACCAACCAUAGAGAAGAGACAUGUUUCAUGGUAUGUGCCUUUCACUACACACACACUGUAUCACUGUUUAAAGAUGAAUUACACAUUGUAACAGUAGUACAGGCUCAAUCUUGUUUUGAAAUAAUUGUUUUAAAGGUGCAUUAUGUAAAGUUUCUAGUGGGUGGUCUACAAAGUUAUAUACAGUAAAUAUUUUUGGUAAGUAGCUAUUCCAGGCUAUGCCUGUAAUGUUCCACAGUUGGGAUUGACUUGUCCAUCUCGCAAAUGCGGACUCUCCACCAGAAAAGUUCCAUAGUACACAGAAAUAGCAUUUAAUACUUAAACUAUAUUCCAUAAACAAGUUUAAACUUAAUAUACAACAAUGUUACGGCUGUACCAAUUUACUUUUUCUAAAUGAUAUAACAGCCUGUAGUAACUACACAAUCAGCAUUAGAUUUAAUAUUUUUAAUUGGUGCAUACUCCUACUUGAAAUGAAUGUAAUGUGUGCAGUUUUGAUAUUACAACAACAGUGAAGUCCUGUCUUUGCUUUUGACCUGGUGCUGCUUUCAACCUAGGGGGCGCUGUAUUUCCUCUGAGACACUGAUCUCUGUACUGUUGUUCAGAUCAAAGCCACAUGUCUUUAUUAGAAUAAUUUAUUUGUUUAUGUAUGAGCACGUUUGGAAAUGUGACUUUUGGCCCUCCAGUCUUCCUUCAACAAAAUGACCCUAAAACAUCAG
This is a messenger RNA of Periophthalmus magnuspinnatus, 3201 nucleotides long. It is a transcript of the gene fech, whose product is annotated as ferrochelatase. The record is from RefSeq and is a predicted model, not a curated record. Gene Ontology annotation, molecular function: protoporphyrin ferrochelatase activity. The coding region runs from base 164 to 1369 and encodes 401 amino acids. The transcript is spliced from 11 exons. Lineage: Eukaryota; Metazoa; Chordata; Actinopteri; Gobiiformes; Gobiidae. Gene Ontology annotation, biological process: heme biosynthetic process.